Messenger RNA from Cyprinus carpio (common carp), 1129 nucleotides. Its product is annotated as transcription factor GATA-4-like. The transcript has 3 exons. Gene Ontology annotation, biological process: cell fate commitment; positive regulation of transcription by RNA polymerase II; negative regulation of transcription by RNA polymerase II. Bases 222 to 1049 code for a protein of 275 amino acids. The record is from RefSeq and is a predicted model, not a curated record. Lineage: Eukaryota; Metazoa; Chordata; Actinopteri; Cypriniformes; Cyprinidae. Gene Ontology annotation, cellular component: nucleus. Gene Ontology annotation, molecular function: RNA polymerase II cis-regulatory region sequence-specific DNA binding; zinc ion binding; DNA-binding transcription factor activity, RNA polymerase II-specific.
GGAGUAUGUUGUUGUUCCUGUAAACGAGGUCGGUGACCCGAGCAGGAAUCAGAUGCGCUUUACUAGAGGCGGAGAGAGACCGUCCACCCUCAUCAUCCUCUGCUGCCGUCGAGUCAAGCGAAGCAAAAAAUGCUCCCAGCGGGCGCAGGGUGAACUCAGCCCGGUAAGACCUACGCCCAUGCUCCGGUCCUCGCGAGUGGAGCGAUCGCUCACCUGUGGACAUGUAUCAAGGUGUAGCGAUGUCCGCAAACCACGCACCCGCGUCUUACGAGCCCGGUUUCCUCCAUAACGCCGCGGCUUCGCCGGUGUACGUGACGCCCACCCGGGUCACCCCGAUGAUCCCGGCGCUGCCGUACCUCCAGACGCCGCAGCAGAGCACCCCGGUGUCCGCGCACUCGGGAUGGGCGCAGGCGGGCGCGGACACGGUCGCCUCUUACAGCACCUCCGGCGGUCAGCAUCACUCUCCGGUCUCCAGGUUCACGUUCUCCACGAGCACUCCGUUAAGCUCCGGGAUCGCGGCGGCGCGGGAGACGGCAAGUUACUCCAGCCCGCUGAACAUCUCCGCCGGCGGGAGGGAGCACUACGGUUCCCGCGGUCUGAGCGGAUCCUAUCACGGCGGAUACCCGGCUUACAUGAACCCCAACAUCGGAGGCUCUUGGGCGGCGACGCACUUUGACAGCUCCGUCCUGCACAGCCUCCAGAGCGGCGGAGCGCCCGGUGCAACGCGACACCACAAUUUUGAGCUGCUGGAUGAUUUCGCUGAGGGUCGUGAGUGUGUGAACUGCGGGGCGAUAGCCACUCCUCUGUGGCGGCGGGACGGGACGGGUCAUUACCUGUGUAAUGCCUGCGGCCUCUAUAACAAGAUGAACGGGAUCAACCGGCCGCUCAUCAAACCACAGAGACGACUGUCUGCGUCCAGACGGGUUGGUUUGUCCUGCACUAACUGUCAGACAACCACAACUACUCUCUGGAGACGUAAUGCAGAAGGAGAGCCGGUCUGCAACGCCUGCGGACUCUACAUGAAGCUCCACGGGGUGAGACAGACUUAAGAACAUACGUGAAUAUACUCGGUUUGCUCUGUUAUUAGUUUACUUCACCCUACAGCAAUGCAAAUGUACAGAUUUUGUGC